Hippoglossus stenolepis (Pacific halibut) is the source of this 1377-nucleotide messenger RNA. RefSeq names its product alpha-2-HS-glycoprotein 1 (gene ahsgb). The record is from RefSeq and is a predicted model, not a curated record. Gene Ontology annotation, cellular component: extracellular region; extracellular matrix; blood microparticle. Gene Ontology annotation, biological process: negative regulation of endopeptidase activity. Gene Ontology annotation, molecular function: cysteine-type endopeptidase inhibitor activity. The annotation marks the transcript as partial. The transcript is spliced from 7 exons. Lineage: Eukaryota; Metazoa; Chordata; Actinopteri; Pleuronectiformes; Pleuronectidae.
AUAACAUGCCUGGCUGCAGUGGUCAGUGCUAUCUCUCUCCUCUGCACGAUGAAGGCAUUCAAUGUCCUGGUGCUGCUGGCCUCAGUGGUGCUGCUCUGCCGCGCUGCUCCAGUAUUGGAGCUGUUGAUGUGCAGUGAGGAUCACAGUGCUGCGGCGGCACGUCUGGCAGUACAUGACAUCAACGAGCACCACAACCAUGGCUACAAGUUCCGGCUCAGUGAGAUCAAGGAGAACAAAACGGAAAAGGUUGAGGACGGAUGUACCAUUGAGUUACACUUGGACCUUCUGGAGUCAAAGUGUCACUCUAUCAACCCCAAACACUUUGAGGACUGUGAGACCCGUCAUGAAACUGAGCGUGACGUGAUGGCACACUGCACCGUCAUGAUGGCUGUAAAAGAUGGCAAUGCUAAUGUCACCAAAUAUGACUGUGACACGCGACAAGUGACAACCAACAAGGAUAUGCAGUUGUUGUGCCCUGACUGUCCCGUGCUGAUCCCACUCCACAGCCCUGAGGGUCUCAAAGCUGUUGAAAAAGCUGUGCACGAAGAGAACGUUAACAGUGCCAACGAGCGCUUCUACAUCCUGCAGGAAGUGGGACGGGUGUUGAGUGGGUACAUGUCGUCGCAGGGGAUGUACUACAGUUCUGAGUUCGUAAUUGUGGAGACUCAUUGCAUAAUGGGAUCCAGAAUUGCCAUUGAAGCAUGCGACCCCCUCUGCCCUGACCGAGCCCGUCACGCUUUCUGCAGAUCAUCUUAUUCAAAUGGAGCUGGACUUCGGUCUGUUGAAUGUGAAUACUAUCCCGCAUUGAACACAACUGCUCUCGGCCCGGGUGAGACGGAGCCCCAGUGUAAAUGCCCUCAUCUUGCUGGCCAACCUUCCCCCGCUGGUCAUCAUCCCUCAGCUGGCGGUAACGGACCCCCAGCCCCUGCUCAUGAUCAUGGUCAGGGUCAGGGCCCUCCUUCCUUUGCUGGCAGUCAAGGACCCCCACCCCAUGCUCAUGAUCAUGAUCAUGGUCAGGGCCCUCCUUCCUUUGCUGGCAGUCAAGGACCCCCACCCCAUGCUAAAGGCCCACCUAAUGAAGAAAGAGGGCUCACCUUCUUCAUCAGUCCCUGCAAUGGAAUCUUGGCCAACCCAGACCCAGCUCUCCACCCCAUUUGUCCCAAGCCUUUACCUGAACCCCGCCAAAUCCCAACACUUGAGAGGCCCUGAAACACAACACCAAUAUAUGACAGUCACUGUUCAGAAGACUUCUCGAAGAGUCUCUAACGCAUACAAGAAUGGUUUGAGUCCUAACAUCUUACAGAACAUGUACAAUAAAGUAUCAAGGUCUGUCAUUCGAACUUCUUCCAAUGACCGGCUUCGUUUUGUAGAACACUA